Phymastichus coffea is the source of this 10652-nucleotide messenger RNA. It is a transcript of the gene Nf1, whose product is annotated as neurofibromin. The transcript is spliced from 29 exons. The record is from RefSeq and is a predicted model, not a curated record. The coding region runs from base 501 to 8771 and encodes 2756 amino acids. NCBI's taxonomy places the organism in Eukaryota, Metazoa, Arthropoda, Insecta, Hymenoptera, Eulophidae. Gene Ontology annotation, biological process: regulation of GTPase activity.
AACAUAAGCGGUCAAGAUGAAAAGUCAAACUCAUCCCUGUUAGUUGUUGGUAAACAUGUAGGUCCUCUCUCUAUACCCCCCUCCCAACGUUUACUUCGUAAGCGAGCGAGUGAGGUUGGCACGCGCACAUACAGAACAGAGUGAAUUCAGUCUACGUUCGUAAAUGGCGGCGAUGUGAAGUGUGCGCGUGCACGUCGCCUCCGAAAGGUAGUCCCUUCUUCAUUGUUUUAUGCAGCCAGCGGUCUCCGUCCUGUUGUGCGCUCUCACGUUUGCACUCUUACUGGAUGCACAGUGCGCAGCUCCUGUCUUUCGGUACUGUACAGUACGCGCAUCGAUGUAAGGUCGAAGACACAAAGGCCAUGGGAAGGGUACGAGUGCGCACAAGGUCGGCCGGCAAGAGGAGGCCGCCUAAGUCCUGAGCGAGCGAAAGCAUAGUCAAGCCGAGGAGAAGAGUGAAAAGAGAGUGCAGCCUACGAGAAGGAACCGCCAGCGAGGAGAGGAUGGGCACGCAGAAGCCUGGCGAGUGGGCCAACUCGCUCCUGUCCAGGUUUGAGGAACAGCUGCCGUACCGCUCAGGGCCGCAGACGACGAUCUCGCGGCUGAACGAGGAGAGGCACAAGAAGUGCCUGAUCCAGAUCUCGAAGCACCGCUUUUCCCUGGUCAUCUCGGGCCUGACCAACAUGCUGAAGCGCGUGAACGAGUGCGCAGGGCCGCGCGGCAACAGCGCCGAGGACAGGCAGUGCUACGAGUCUAUUGUCAUCAUCCUGGAGACGCUGGAGCGAUGCCUCGCUAGUCAGCCCAGAGACGCCAACAAGUGCGGCGAGGCCAUGAACGUCAAGCUGCUGCUCCGCGAGAUCUGCCAGUUCGUCGAGAUCCCGUGCGACAGCACGCGAAACGCCCACCUGAAGAGCCUGGCCAGCAAGGUGCUGUUCGCGCUGAGCCUCAACUUCUCCAGCGCCGUGUACAACCGGAUCUCGAUGCGGCUCUCGGAGCUAACGGUCUCCGCCGAGGAGAACCCCGACUGCAGCGACAUCGAGCUCAUCCAGCACAUCAACGCCGACCUCGAGCGACUCACCAAGCUUCUCCAAGACACGCUUCUGAAAUUCCGCCAACUGAAGAAGUCCGUGCACUUCGCGCUGAUAAGCUCUCUGGACAAGGCGAUCUGCAACUGGAUGGACACCUAUCCGAGUGAGUUCGCGGAUCUACAGAAGAAACAGAACGACGACCUGGUGAAGGUCUGCGGCGAGCUGUUCGACGUCCUCGACACGUUUUAUGACAACAAGAAGGGUCGCGCGGCAGCCGUGUGGCCGCUACAGAUACUGCUGCUGGUUCUAUCGCCAAAGGUGCUGGAAGAGGUUGUCAACACCGACUCGGGCGCUCCCUGCUCGUCCGAGCACCGCAGAAAGAAGCUGUUCAUCGACAGCGUGAGGAAGAGCCUGUCGAUACACGGCAGCUCCAAUCGCCAGCUGGUGGAGGCGGCAGCGGUGGCCUGCGUUCGGCUGUGCAAGGCCUCGACCUAUGUGAGCAACUUGGAAUCCAACAACGUGAUAUUCGUCCUGGUGCAGCAGGUCAUCAACGAGGUAAGCUCGCUGCUCUUCAAUCCCAACAAGCCGUUCUCGAGGGCCCAGAGCUCCAUCGCUCAGGACAUCGACCUCGUGAUCGACUGCUUCGUCAGCUGCUUCCGCAUUAUGCGCUACAACAACGAAAUCUUCAAAGUCUGCCUCAGCCUCAACUCUCCCACGAUGUAUCAGUUCGUCCUCGUCAGCUCUUUGUACAGGAUCGUCAAUCAGCCAAGACAGCCGUGGUGGCCGCAGAUCGACAUCGUCUACUCUCGGAGCGCCGAGCUGCGUAACAUGUUCACCGACACGCUCAAUAAAGUCACCCAAAGCUGCAUAUCUCACACGCCGUUGCGCAUGAUACAGAGCCUCACGCUCAAGGGAAAGGAGCAGAGUAAGUACAAGGACCGUGGGGAGGAAGUCUCCAGUCACAGAAAUUUGCUGCUCUGGAUAGUAAGGCUGAUACACGUCGAUCCUAUGCUAAUGUUAAAUAACGAAGGAAAGGCUGUCCACGAGAUCCAGAGCUCUACUCUCGAGCUGAUAAACGGCCUUGUCUCUUUGGUUCAUCAAACCACGAUGCCAGAUAUCGCCCAAGAAGCAAUGGAAGCACUCCUCAUUCUUCAUCACCCCGACAAAAUCAAGGCAUGGAAUCCCGAGGCAACGGCGACGAUGACCACAUUCUGGGACGUGAGCUCGCAAGUCCUAUUCUCCAUCUCGCAAAAGCUCAUCCAGCACCAAAUUGUUAAUUACACCGACAUCCUCAAGUGGUUGCGCGAGAUACUCAUUUGCCGCAACGUCUUCCUAUCGCAAAACAAGGAUUACGCAAAUCUCGGUAGUCAGAUUGCCAUCUGCAAGCAAGCACACAUCAAGCUCGAAGUUGUCUUUUUUAUGUACCUCUGGAGCAUCGAUAUGGAGGCAGUGUUAGUUGCAAUGUCGUGCUUUUCUCUACUUUGCGAGGAAGCUGAAAUACGAUGCGGCAGCGAUGAAGUCGCCGUUACUUGUUUACUGCCCAACUUUCAUUUGUACGUCGAACUUGCACAAGCCUCAACUGUUCUUACCACUGCCAGCGGAGAGAGUAGGUUUUGGUAUCGUGACUACUGCUUCGGACGUGCCGCACUGCAAAAACGCAUAAUGUCACUUCUUAGGAAAAUCGAGCACUGCGUCAAUGGUGUACAGCCUGCAUGGGAAGAAACGUUUCGAAAUUGGGAACAAACGUGUCGUCAGUUAAUAAACCACCCGAAGACAAAAACCGACGAUGGCCAGGUCGAGUCUUUUCACCGUAGCGUAGGCAAACGUCGAACAUCCCAUCAAAAUUCAGAACACGAACUCGAGGAACAGCUGAACGAAUGGGCAAACAUGACUGGUUUUCUUUGUGCGCUAGGAGGCGUUUGUUUGCAAAGACGAUCACCUAGCAGACCGGUGUCCGGGUUAUCUUUAAAUCCAGAGCCAAAGAAAAGUUCGGCAAAGGGUCAACAGCAGCAGCUGCAACAAGAUAAUCUUUCGUUAUCUAACACGAGCCAGGAGGUGCAAUAUUGUCCUGUUACUCAGUUUAUUUUCAAUUUACUCAGACUACUCAUCUGCAAUAAUGAAAAGUUUGGACUCCAGGUUCAAAAGCAUGUGAAAGAACUAGUUGGCCAUGAAAUGAGUCCGGCUCUAUAUCCAAUUCUUUUCGACCAGAUAAAAAGUAUCGUCGAAAAGUUUUUCGAUCAGCAGGGUCAAGUCAUACUGACGGACUUGAACACGCAAUUCAUCGAGCACACGAUCAUCAUAAUGAAGAAUGUCCUCGAUUCGAAGAACGAUCAGCCUUCGGAAUAUCUCGGCAUGGCUAGUAUUGAGGGUAUGACUUUGGCAAUCGUACGAUACGUGCGACAUCUCGACACGAAUUUGCAGACAAUACAUAUCAAGACCAAGCUCUGUCAGCUAGUCGAAGUAAUGAUGAAGCGACGCGACGAUUUGGCGUUUAGGCAGGAGAUGAAGUUUCGAAAUAAAUUAGUAGAAUAUCUCACUGACUGGGUCUUGGGUACCACUCAUCCGAUUGCUCCUCCUCCACCCAGUGGCAGCGAUAUCGCCAUCAUGACCAGAGAACUUGAUCAAGCUUGUAUGGAAGCGGUCGGGGCACUCCUUCGUGGCUUACCUCUUCAACCCGAAGAAUCUGAUCGUGGUGACUUGAUGGAAGCGAAAUCUCAAUUAUUCCUCAAGUAUUUUACACUGUUUAUGAAUUUGUUGAACGACUGCAACGACGCCGCAACAGAGGAAAAUAUGAGUAGAGAGAAGGAAGUCGCGAGAACACGACUCACUACUGGAAAAUUGUCUACCCUGCGCAAUGCCACCAUCCAGGCUAUGAGCAACUUGUUAAGUGCUAAUAUAGACAGUGGUCUCAUGCACUCCAUUGAUUUAGGCUACAACCGCGACCUGCAAACGCGAGCGGCAUUCAUGGAAGUCUUAACGAAGAUCUUGCAACAGGGCACGGAAUUCGACACACUAGCCGAGACUGUGCUUGCCGAUCGCUUCGAGCAGUUGGUUCAACUGGUAACGAUGAUCAGCGAUAAGGGCGAGCUGCCAAUCGCUAUGGCACUUGCUAAUGUCGUCACGACAAACCAAAUGGACGAGCUUGCUCGUGUCUUCGUCACACUUUUUGAUGCCAAGCAUUUACUCUCACCGCUGCUCUGGAACAUGUUUUAUCGCGAAGUCGAAGUGUCCGAUUGCAUGCAGACGCUCUUUCGCGGUAACAGUCUCGGCAGCAAGAUCAUGGCCUUCUGUUUCAAGAUCUACGGAGCCAGUUAUCUGCAAAGCUUGCUCGAGCCUUUGAUCACGCCGUUGCUCAGCGAUCCGCUCACGUGCUUCGAGGUGGAUAGCGCGAGGAUCGGUACCAAUGAGGAUAUCAAUCAGAAUCGUAGGAAUCUCAUUGCACUUACCCAGAAGGUCUUUGAUGCUAUCGUCUCUUCUGCGGAAAGAUUUCCACCGCAGCUACGCUCCAUGUGUCACUGUUUGUAUCAAGUACUAAGUAAGCGGUUCCCUCAGUGCCCACAAAAUAACAUCGGCGCAGUGGGGACGGUAAUUUUUCUGCGUUUCAUCAAUCCGGCUAUCGUCUCGCCACAAGAAAUGGGUAUGGUGAAUAAACCGGUACCUUUGCCAGUGAAACGUGGUCUUAUGCUGAUGUCGAAGAUCCUACAGAAUAUCGCGAACCACGUGGAGUUCAGUAAAGAACAGCACAUGCUACUGUUCAACGACUUCCUCCGCGCACAUUUCGAGAUCGCGCGACGAUUUUUCAUUCAAAUAGCUUCCGACUGCGAAACUGUCGAUCAAGCGAGUCACUCUAUGUCAUUCGUUUCCGACGCUAACGUAUUGGCACUGCAUCGAUUGCUGUGGAAUCAUCAGGAAAGGAUGGGAGAUUAUCUGAGUAGCAGUCGAGACCACAAGGCUGUAGGCAGGCGUCCUUUCGAUAAGAUGGCCACUCUGCUCGCUUAUCUCGGCCCGCCAGAACAUAAACCCGUCGACUCACAUUUAUUGUUCUCAUCGUCGUACGCUAGAUGGUCCAGCAUCGAUAUGUCGUCCACGAGUUUCGAGGAGGUCAUGGUCAAGCACAACAUGCACGAGAAGGAAGAGUUCAAAUGCUUAAAAAGCCUCAACAUUUUUUAUCAAGCUGGAACGAGUAAGCAGGGCUACCCGGUGUUUUACUACAUUGCCAGAAGAUAUAAAAUUGGCGAAACAAACGGUGACCUGUUGAUCUACCAUGUGAUUCUAACGCUAAAACCAUUCUGCCACGCGCCAUUCGAGCUGGUGAUCGACUUCACUCACACGUGCUCGGAGAACCGAUUUCGAACAGAGUUUCUGCAGAAAUGGUUUUACGUGCUACCGGAAGUAGCUUACGAGAACAUUCACGGCGUUUACAUUUACAAUUGUAACAGUUGGGUGCGCGAGUACACCAAGUAUCACGAUCGCGCGCUAGUUCCGCUCAAGGGCAAUCGCAAGAUCGUGUUCGUAGAUGGAUCCAACCGGUUGAACGAACUUAUUGAGCCGGAGCAACAGAAGUUGCCAGGUGCUACCCUGUCACUGGAGGAGGAUCUGAAAGUUUUCACGGGUGCGUUAAAAUUAUCGCACAAAGAUACGAAGGUGUCCAUCAAGGUUGGGCCUACGGCUAUUCAAGUAACUUCGUCCGACAAAUGUAAAGUGUUGUCACACAGCGUACUGCUCAACGAUGUCUACUACGCAUCGGAGAUCGAGGAAGUUUGUCUCGUGGACGAUAACCAAUUCACGCUCGCUAUUUCAAACGAGGCUGGUCCGCUAUCGUUCAUUCACAAUGACUGUGAUAGUAUCGUUCAAGCAAUCAUUCACAUUCGCAAUAGAUGGGAACUGUCGCAGCCAGACUCUAUGUCGGUACAUCCGAAAAUUCGGCCGAAAGACGUACCAGGCACACUUCUCAACAUGGCUCUUCUGAACUUGGGCAGCUCCAAUCCUGUGUUGCGCACAGCUGCCUAUAAUCAACUCUGCGCGCUUACGGCAACUUUUGAUCUGAAAAUCGAAGGGCAACUUUUGGAAACGUCGGGCCUCUGCAUUCCAUCGAAUAAUACUAUAUUCAUCAAACAUUUGAGCGAGACUUUAGCGGCGAAUGAUCCGCACCUAACACUCGAAUUCCUCGAAGAGUGCAUUCAGGGCUUUCGCGUAUCUACGAUCGAGCUCAAGCAUUUAUGCCUCGAGUACAUGACUCCUUGGCUGAACAAUCUUGUGCGAUUUUACAAGCCCAACGACGAGGGCGGCAAGCGCCAGAAGCAGGUUAAUCAAAUUCUCGAGAAACUGAUUACUCUGACGAUCGAGGAGGUUGAGAUGUAUCCCAGCAUUCAAGCGAAAAUUUGGAGCACCAUAGGCCGACUACCAGACCUCAUCGACACAGUGCUCGACAACUUCCUCCAUAGAAGCGUGCGCUAUGGUCUGGGCUCACCUAUGGUCGAGAUCAUGGCUGAUACAGCAGUAGCUCUGGCAUCGGGCAACGUGCAGCUGGUCGCGAAAAAACUGAUCAGUCGGUUAUGUCGCGUCGUCGACAAGACUUGUACUUCGCCCACGCCACUACUCGAACAGCAUAUGAUGUGGGACGAUAUUGCUAUUCUCGCAAGAUAUCUGCUGAUGCUAUCGUUCAACAAUUGUCUCGAUGUUGGCAAGCAUUUGCCUUACUUGUUUCACACGGUCACCUUUCUCGUGUGCUCGGGCAGUCUUAGCAUGAGAGCCUCAACUCAUGGUUUGGUCAUCAAUAUCAUUCACUCCUUGUGCACCUGCAGCUCACCAUCCUUUUCCGAGGAUACCUAUAGAGUGCUGAGAAUGAGUCUCGACGAGUUUUCUCUGCCAAAGUUUUAUCUUUUGUUCGGCAUUAGCAAAGUCAAGUCGGCGGCUGUCACCGCUUUUAGGUCAAGCUACCGUCACUCGAACGACAAGUGGUUUGGUAAUGAGCGUAGCAUCGCCACUUUACAAGAUCGCGAACGAUUGUCGCUGAACAGUCUCGAAGUUAUCACCGAUGCUCUGCUCGAGAUAAUGGAAGCUUGCAUGCGCGAUAUACCAAAGUGCGACUGGUUGAGAACAUGGACGUCUCUGGCAAAGAAUUUUGCGUUCUGCUUCAAUCCGGCCUUGCAGCCUCGGGCACUCAUUGUUUUUGGCUGCAUCAGCAAAAGUAUCACCGACCAGGAUAUGAAGCAGCUACUAAGGAUACUUGUCAAAGCACUUGAGAGCUUCAAUGACAUUAUGCUGCUGGACGCUAUCAUUAUGUGUCUCACAAGAUUGCAGCCGUUGCUCAGGCCGGAAUCACCGAUUCAUCGUUACCUAUUUUGGGUAGCUACUUCCGUGCUCCAGCUCGAUGAAGCCUCUCUCUACGCGUCUGGUCUAGCACUGCUCGAGCAAAAUUUACACACUUUAGACUCGCAAGGUACAUUUGACGACAAACCUCUCGAGAAAGUGAUGAUGUCAACGCGAGAGCCUCUCGAGUGGCAUUUCAAGCAGCUCGAUCACGCAGUUGGACUCUCGUUUAAGUCAAAUUUCCAUUUCGCUCUGGUGGGUCAUCUGCUCAAAGGCCACAAACAUCCGACGCCGACUACGGUCACUAGAACUACUCGGGUGCUCAAUAUGCUGCUAGCUAUUGUUGCCAAGACCUCAAGAAGGGAUAAGUUUGAGGUCACUCCUGACAGCGUUGCUUAUCUUGCGGCUCUAAUAUCUGUGUCAGAAGAGGUACGAAGUAGAUGUCACAUAAGGCAUUCGUUAAAUAGGAGUAUGGGUGAAACAGGCAGCUCGGACUAUUUGGAUACGUUUAAUUCGCACUGCAUGGUUACGCCAGUUAGUUUAAAUAAUCCAACAACUCGAAGGCAAAAGUCUUGGGAUCUACUAGAUCAGACUGCCAUCAGCCAGGCAAGGCAGCUGAAAUAUCAUUCUUCACACCAUCAGACUGGCAGGAUUUUAUUUAAAACGCAGCGAUCCUUCUCCAUGCCUUCGACCAAGGAAGCCAAAGCCAAUGACGAAAUGGAAACGCAGAAUCAAAGUGCGCGAGUCAGUGUCAGUAAUGAAAACAACAUAUUGCUCGACCCUGAUGUUUUAACGGACUUUAUGACUCAAACUCUCGUGUUAACGGUCUUGGCUACGCUAGUCAAGUACUCGACUGACGAGAACAUAACUCGAAUACUCUACGAGUAUCUUGCUGAGGCUUCUGUUGUCUUUCCAAAGGUUUUUCCCGUCAUUCAUAAUUUGCUGGAUGCAAAAAUCAAUAGUAUCCUAACGUCUUGCCACGAUCAGUCAGUGCUUAGUUCCGUUCAAGCCAUUAUUCAAAAUAUGAUCGCUUGCGAGGACACCAGUCAGCAGCACCUUCAUUACUUGCAAAGUUGCGGAUUUGGCGGUCUGUGGAGAUUUGCUGGACCAUAUACAAAAAGCAAUCGAACCGCAGAAAGUGCCGAACUCUUUGUCAACUGUCUUGAAGCGAUGGUAGAAACUUGCUUACCAGUAGAAGAAUUUGAAGUGUCGCACAGCGACGUGUUGUCCGAUCCGACAAAACGCUCGAGUAGCACUGCGUCAGAUUUAUCGAAAACGAACUCUUUGGUUACGAAAGUGCGCAAUUUUUCCGAAGAGAGCAGUUCUUCGUUGUCCUUUAAUCGUAAAGACCAUCCUGUAGAGAGACGAUUUGAAAAGUCGGACACAGCGAGUCAGGCAGCUUCGAUCGUCAAUGUCGAAAGUUCGCAACCAUAGCAUUUGAGCAAAGAGACAAAUAGCAGAUACAGUAAAUACGAUCGGACAAAUAUUCAGCAAUCUGCGCCUCCUGGAAUGUCAGCAUCAUGCUAUUGCUGCUUGAUGUCCAGUCAAAUAAAUCCAGUACCGUCCAGUUCGCGUUGAAAGUGCAGAUUUGUCGCGAGCCUAUCGUUAUUCAUUCAUUUUGUUUGUUUUCUUUUUUUUUUUCUUCUUUUUUUUCACGUACCCUUAAUUUUUGUUUUGUCUGUUCUAUUCAUCAUUGAAUCGAAAAGAAGGAACACCAACGAAAAAUAAAUAAAACUAGAGACCGCUCUUGUCAUAUAUUUCGCAGUCCGUAGCGAAACACCAAAAGUACAAAGCCUUUUGAAUGGUAUGCGAUGCACAGAAAAAAAAAUUGAAUUAAGAAUAGAGUCUCUGCCGAAUUUACGAUUUUGUUUUAAUAGAUUAUUCACGUAGACUGAAACGUGUAAAAUAAUUCUUUCUUUUACACCAAAGCUUUAUUCUUCUGUCUGCAGACGGAGAUUUUUUUCCUAAAGUCGUAACGAGAAGAACGCUUUAUGUGAUGAAUUCUGUAAGUAGAUAAAAGCAGAUUUGUAUAUAUUUUUAGGCGCGUUAUAAUUAGAAGAAAAAAAAUUAAUAAACCGAAGGACAGCAUUUACUGCGUCAGAAUAAAUGUUUGUAAAAAAGGUUAUUGUUCUCGUAAUAAACGAAAAGGAUUUUAAUGAGAUGAAAGUAAGCGCGGAACGCAAUAAGGUAUUGUUGUACAAUUUUAAGAAUAUUUAGAGUACUGUUAUUUAUAUUAAUAAUGAACUGUGAUUCUCCACUUAGUUCUGCUGUGCCCUGAGCGAAUUCUCAAGCGGAGAAUCGAUUAUGUUUUGUGCUCUCAACAAAUCGUUCUUCUCUCGUUGGCUUGCCAUUUCGUAAUUUUUACUUUGUUAAGUCGCUAUUAUGAUGUUUUUUAAACAAGUUAACUAAAUAAUGUCGGCGACGAUAAUGAAUUCCAACUGUGAUUAGAUCCACCAAACACCCGAUGGGACCUGUGUGCGGUCCUAACCUUAAAAAAUAAAUGGAAAAAAUAAUAAACUCGAUGUUUUAUCGUAGGGUAUUAUAAUAAUUGCAUAUCGAUGAAUCGAUGUUGAAAAGCUCUCUAACGUACCUGCUCUGGUUGAGUUAACUUUUAUGCCUUUUUCGAAUGAACAAUGAACAUGCGACAUAAAUUUAUACAUACUGGUGGAUGUGUAAGUUGCGAUCCGAGGUUUUUUAAUGUUUUCGUUGCCAGAAUAUUCUAUGCUAGAUAUCUAUAAGGUUCAUUGCGAUUUGAACUGUGAACGAACAAAGAAAAAUUAUGUAUAUUACUAUAGAUGAUGCCAACACCAAUUAGGGUUCGAGAAAAGAAAAACACUCGCGUUUGCCGUCGAUGUUCUAAAUGUGUAAGUAAGUAAAGUAAAAACGUGCGCGCGAGAGUAAUGUGAAUGUGUACAUCGAAAAAAAAAAAAAAACUUGGCGAGGCCUAUUGAAACGAGCGUACUGACGAGACAUCGCUUCUGUCUAAAUGUGAUGUGUAAUUUAUUAUUAUUACUACUACUACUAGUACUACAUAAUGUAUAAAUGGAUAAAUGAUUUUUAAGAAAGAGCCGCUUUUUGCUAUAAGUUGAAAAACAAAUUAAUAGAUUUAUUGUAAAUGAAAAGUAUGUAUCGCGCGAGAAAGUAACUGAAAUUCGAGGCAGAAAAAAUGAAUCGAAACGAAAGCAUUGCACACGAAGUUAACUGAUUGCGGAAGCGUCGGAUCAGAGCUCGUUGCUUCUGAAAUUAAGAUUAUAAGUAUUAAGCAAGUAGCAGGGAUAUGCGUUAUCGUAUCUUAAUAAAAAAUUAAUAAACACA